GAGGCCAAUGCUGUACUCUAUGGCUAAAGCACGUUUCGAUGUGAAGCUCGGAUCCACGGUUUUAGUGUUUUUGCUGCUGAACUCGGCCUCGCCGAAACUUUUGGAAAAUCCCAAAUUUAGUCAACCCAUCCCUAAUAGCACCGUCGCCGUGGGGCGUGAAGCUAUUUUGGCCUGUGUCGUUGAAAAUCUCGGCUCUUAUAAGGUGGCGUGGUUGAGAGUGGACACACAGACCAUUCUUACGAUACAUAAUCACGUAGUCACGAAGAACCACCGAAUCGGGGUGACCCACAGCGAGCUCAAGACUUGGUACCUCCACAUAAGGGAAGUGCGCGAGUCCGAUAAGGGCUGGUAUAUGUGUCAGAUCAACACCGACCCGAUGAAGAGUCAAAUUUGUUACCUUGACGUUGUAGUUUCGCCGGAUAUUCUGGAUUUUCCGACAAGCGCGGACAUCGUGGUGGAUGAAGGGGCCGACGUGUCCCUGCGAUGCGUAGCCAGAGGCUCUCCGGAACCGUCAAUUUUAUGGAAACGGGAAGACGGACAACUGAUACCAUCGCGAAUGAAAAUGGAAGCGGUUAGCGCCAGCGGACCCACACUUAAUAUAUCGAAAAUUAAAAGGGAACAUAUGGGACCCUACCUCUGCAUUGCUUCCAACGGAGUCCCUCCCUCGGUCAGCAAGAGGAUUAUGGUUAUAGUACAGUUUCCACCCUCCGUGUGGAUUCGGUACCAGUUAGUGGGAGCAUACGACGACCAGCAGAUCACCCUCGAAUGCCAUUCCGAGGCAUAUCCGAAAUCCAUCAACUACUGGACUAGAGAUAAAGGAGACAUCAUUCCUCACAGCGCAAAAUACGUGCCGGAGAUCAUCGACAGCGGUUACACAGUGCACAUGAAGCUGACCAUCAACCAUCUGGGAGAACAAGACUACGGGAUCUACAAAUGCAUAUCAAAAAAUUCCCUGGGUGAUACGGAUGGAACAAUAAACAUUUAUAGAAUUUCUAAUUCCACCCUGAAGAACAGUUCGAUCUAUUUCAAAAGCAAAGGUCCGAGAAAAGAGGCGAACGAUGUAACUUAUCAAAUAGGUUCCACUGAGAAAGACCGCGCCGACUUGCUAUUUCUUGAAGAUGAAUUUUACAGUUGUGCUCAUCAACUUGGCGUCUCGCAAAUGCUUACGAUUCUGUGGUUACGUGUGCUUCUAUAUUGCAUAACAUUCGUUUAAUGUGGUGUAUCCCGAUAAGAAAACUGUAGAAUGAUGAUGAAAUGUAAGUAGACUUGAAUAUUACCAACAAACGUUAACAUUAACCCGCUGAAAAUUUUAUCAUGUAAGGGACUUAGAAGUAAGGGCUAUUUUUGUACGCUUAUUUUAGCAU
Messenger RNA from Zophobas morio, 1364 nucleotides. RefSeq names its product lachesin-like. The transcript is spliced from 10 exons. The coding region runs from base 8 to 1213 and encodes 401 amino acids. The record is from RefSeq and is a predicted model, not a curated record. Gene Ontology annotation, cellular component: neuron projection. NCBI's taxonomy places the organism in Eukaryota, Metazoa, Arthropoda, Insecta, Coleoptera, Tenebrionidae.